AUGCGCAAGUUCUCGUCCCGCGGCGAACAACACCAGCACCCGGAGCAUUCCCCGGUGUUCAAGCCUUCGCCACUGCCCUCGGACGCCCCUGUCAUCGGCUUCAAGCUCAAUCCCAUCAAGCCUCAGCCGUCCAUGGCGGGUCUGCCACCAGCUCCACCGCCUGUACUGGGCAGUUCCGAGAGCUUCCAGCACAUGAUCCGCAGUCGCCGCUCCUCGCAGGACGAAAUUCGAGCGCUAUUGGCGCGCACCACGCAGGCACUGGACAAAAUCGUGAGCAUCCGUGAGUCGAUGGAGGACUUUGUGGACUUUAAACAGUUCGAAAAGAGGCCUCAGCGCCCUUCGCGCCCGUCACGUGCUAGCUCCAGUAUCGCCGAGCUGGGGGAACACCCUACGCGAUCCACAACCACGUCCAGUUAUGGCAGUACCGAGGCUUCGUCCCUCACCGAAGACCCGUUGGGUAGAUCGACGACAUCCACCACGCAUUCGUCAUCCUCCAUCGAGGACGAAGGGGAACACGAUGUCGACAGGGACCGAGAGGAUGAGCUACGCGCGAGAAGUACCGACCCAGACGAACAACACGAACAGGACCUGGAAGACGCGGAAGACGGAGAUACGUUCGAUGAAGACCCGACCAGUAGCUCCAUUGUCAGCUCCAUCUCGACUGUGGACGAUCUCGCGCCGUUGAAAGAAGCGCGGCAGGACAGACUUAAGAGCAUCAACAUCUCGUUCCAUGAAGGAUUACCAAGGGAAUUUUUCCAGUCGCUAUGUCGCUUCCUCAACACAGCACUGGAAGUCAAGACUCGACACUCGAGAUUCAACUUUUACAAGGAAACCUUUACGGGCGGUGACGCCGUUCGAGAGAUGCUGAUCAGUGGCUUUGCGGAGGACCAUCAGACAGCGACGAGGUAUGGAAAUGUCCUUGUGAGACUUGGAUUCAUCGAGCACGUGUCUCGUACGGACGAUCAGCUGCACAACUCCAAGGACAACUUCUACAGGUUCACAAAGGUGCUGGAAUACGAUGAUCCAGCGGAAUCGUUCGCCUCGGACACAGCCACGCGGAGACGCGCGUCCAUUAACGCCAACAAUUACCGUGAAUCAGUGCUCUCGAACGAAUCCACGGACCUGGUGGACUACGACUUCGCUACUGCUACAGACGAAGUACACGCACUCGUAUCGGAGGAGGCUCUGAAUGUGCUCGCUAAGGUGCUACACAAGGUGUUCGAGCGGAAGAACAAGCUGCUGUUCUACAAGGGCUUCAUUGGCUGCUUCUUGGGCGCUGAAGCCGUGAACGUCAUCCGUGAGAUGCGCAUCGCCACUACACUCAUUGACGCCGUGCUGAUCGGACAGGCGCUUCUGGACGAAGGUCUGAUCGAGCCGAUUGCCACGACAGUCUCUACUUUCCAGGACAAGUACGUCUUCUACCGCCUCACCAAGAUACCGUCGUCGUAA
Molecule: messenger RNA, 1449 nt
Organism: Phytophthora infestans T30-4
Lineage: Eukaryota; Oomycota; Peronosporomycetes; Peronosporales; Peronosporaceae
Exons: 1
Coding region: 1-1449 (482 amino acids)
Biological process (GO): intracellular signal transduction
Source: RefSeq, a predicted model, not a curated record